AGCACUGCGGACCGAGGAGCUCGGGGUGCUCGGGGGAGGGUGCAGGGGGCCGCCCACCAGGUGCCAGGUGCACCCAGAACAGCCGACGGCGGUGGAGGCGGGGCGCGCUGGGGCAGCAGAUGCCCUGCGCUCUUGCUCCUUUCUUGCAUCACCUGCGCGCCCCGCGGCUCUGGCCUGGGUUCAAGGGCGCGUGGUAUUUAAAUGUGCACGAGGCAGAGGCGUCCAGCUGCGGGGGGCGGGGGGGUUCUCCGGCGUCCCCAGCUCUGCGCGCAGAAAUGGAGACAGCAGCCCCAGGCCCCUCGCCCUGAGCGCGCGGCUCCCUCGCCCGUAUUUUUCCAGAGCCCAACCUGGGGACUGGACCCAGGGGUCGCUGUACCGCCCCUUUUUUGGUAUCUUAGUUGCAGACUGCGUCUCCCCGAGUGGCUUAGCUCCCCACCACGUUGCUGAGGCUGGCCUCCAACUUGCAAACCUCCUGCCCCAGCCUCCUGAGCCCCUGGGAUGACACGGGUGCAGAUCUUUUCCCCCAAGGUGUGCGGGGAGCUUAGAACGGGAAGCACCCAGAUGGCCGCGGGUUGGACUCUCUGUCCGGCACCCACUCCUCGGGCGCAGGUGCUUCCUGCUGAUAGAUUCGCUCGCAGGGUGCGCCCAGGGCCAAAGGGCCAACGCCCGCUCUCGGCGGCCCUGAGGGUCCCUGGGGCUGGUCCUGGGAGCAGAGGGCGCCCCAGGGCCGCCCGGGAGCCCAUGCAGGGUCUGUGCUGGACGCGGAGACCCCGGCCCCUGCGUGCAUUUUAACAGGCUCCUUCUGCAAAUCCACGUGCGCCCCGGUGGCUGGUCUGUUUGGUUUCACUUUCCUGCUUAACAGGGCCAAGGCCUUUUCCUCCAUCCCCCGAGGCAGAGGGAAGGCGUGUGCCUCGGGACCCCUGAAAUGACCCCCAGAGGGGCUUUGGGAGGCCCCUCGGCCGGAUGGGCACAGAGAGCGUCCCUGUUCGGCUCCAGGCCCUGGCGUCCCCGGGCGGGUCCCUGCACCACUGAACGCAGGAGCGCGCGGUGCGGAUUGUCCGGCCCCGAGGAGGUGGCCCUUGCAGAUCAGCGAAGAAAAGAAAGGGCGGACACUUGAGUCCAAGUCGGGUGGCGUGGUCAGCAACCCCCGGGGGGGACCGGUCACUCAGCUGGACAGGCAGGAAACUCAGCAGGGGCUGAGGCUGCAGAGGUGCUGGACGCGGAGAUCUUCUCCAGGGGACGCCAAUGUUUGGCCUUAGAUCCUUGGAAGGACCUGAUCCCCCGUGGACAGAGACCUGUGGAGACCGGUGAUAGAUAGACACGUGUCUAUAUAGAUGAUUGACAGGUGUGCACCUAGAUGACCACCGGGGAGGUUUCUAGACAAGUGGCCGAUGGAUAGAUGCAGCCUUACACAGGGUUCCUUUGUCUAGGGGGAAACCUCAGACUUUGUUCCUCGGCCCUUCGACUGAUUGGACGAGGCCCACCCCCACCGGAUUUUCGACUUAAGUCAUCCCAGAAACACCCUCCCGGGAGGGUCCACUCGCCGUCCCUGCGCCUCGUGGACACUGACCCCGACUGGCCACGGGGCUCAGCACCCGCGAUGGAACCUCCCCGCAGGGUUAAACAGAGACCCCCCAGACAGACAUCUGGGUUUCCCCGACUCUGACGCCCCGCAUUCGGGUUGCAUAACCCGUCCCCCCCCGUCCCCCCAAAGAGGUGAGCAUAUUUGGAAAAGGUGACAGGAACUCAUUUGCAAAGUCAAGAAAGGGAACCAGAUACAAGCUGGGUGGCAGAUGGCCCUGUGGAAGCAGAGCCGGGUCCCCCGUCGGCUCCGCCAUUUCAGCAGCAGCAUCGCGGACGGUAAGUCCCAAGCCUUCUUCUGGGGCCGCUCGGACAGUAUCCACCUGCCCUUCACUUUGGGGGACCCGGUUGGGGACACGCUGAUGGGUUUCUAAAACGCCCCAGAGACCCACACGGGGUGCGUUAGGUCACCUAAAUGACCCCCCGAGGGGCUUUGGGAGCCCCCUUGGCGGGAUGGGCACAGAGAGCGUCCCUGUGCACACAGACUUAUCUGUGCCAGAUCCUGGAGCGUCCCUCCACCAUUUCCUCCAACCUCCACAUGCCCCCAAACCAGGGAGUUGGGGACAGACACGGGGGCACGUGCCUGAGAUCCCAGCUACUCAGGAGGCUGAGGCAGGAGGACCACACGGUGGAGGCCAGCCUCGGCACCUUAGCAAAUAAAAAAUCUAGGCCGGGUGCGGUGGCCCACGCGGUCACCCAGCGGCUGGGGAGGCUGAGGUGGGAGGCCACAGCGAGGCUCUAAGCGGCUCAGGGAGGCCCUGUCACUAAAUAAGAUGCCCAAUAUGGCUGGGGACGGGGCCCAGGGGGUGGGGGGCCCCGAGUUCAACUCUCAGCCCUAGAGAAGGAAAACAAAAAGUGGGUUUUGUUUUAGUUUUGAGGCUCCGGAUGGGACCCAGCGCCCUGUGCUUGGUAAGGACAUCUGAACCUCAGAGCCACCGUCCCAGACCCCGAGAUUCUGUGGGACUUAAAAUCCAUCACAGUAAAUGGGUCUUCGGGGGUGGGGGAGGGGAGAGGCCACAGGGACCCUAAUUUGCCUUCCCCUGGGUGGCCCCCCGAUGGCAGCUCCCAGGUGGAGCCAGGUGCCUGGGUGACGGGCAGUCCCUGGGGCAGCCGAGCCACCCCUCUGGACCAGCCCCCACCUCCGUGUAGCCAGGCAAAUGCGUCCGGUCUCCCGGGACCCUGAUUCGGCGGGGGGACCUCGAUUUGACCCUGUGCAAAUGAGGAACCAGCCUGAGAGCCAGGCCGGCCUCUGGGACAUCCCUUCCCACCCUGGAGGUGACCCAGAACACCUCUCCCGGGCUUGGAAGCGAGGUCGCUGGGCGAUGUGCAGCGUCCUCGGCGACCCAAGGUGGAAGCCAGCGCAGCGUCCCUCACGACACGCUCCCUCAACUUCCAGGGAGAAAGACAUAGAGAAGGAGCAAAGGAGCUUCCAGGUGCUCAGAGGCCUGAGUGCCAAGGGGCAGGCCCGCGAGGAUGAGCGCGCGUCCGCGGCGGCGGUGAUGGGGCCGGUGGACAUGAACGUGAGCGGCCCGGACAACGCGACGCUGCAGAUGCUGCGCAACCCGGCGAUCGCCGUGGCGCUGCCCGUGGUCUACUCGCUGGUGGUGCUGGUCAGCAUCCCGGGCAACCUCUUCUCGCUGUGGGUGCUGUGCCGCCACAUCGGGCCCAAGUCGCCGUCGGUCAUCUUCAUGAUCAACCUGAGCGUCACGGACCUGAUGCUGGCCAGCGUGCUGCCCUUCCAGAUCUACUACCACUGCAACGGCCACCACUGGGUGUUCGGCGAGGUCCUCUGCAACGUGGUCACCGUGGCCUUCUACGCCAACAUGUACUGCAGCAUCCUCACCAUGACCUGCAUCAGCGUCGAGCGCUUCCUGGGCGUCGUCCACCCGCUCAGCUCCGCGCGCUGGCGCCGCCGCCGCUACGCGCUGGCCGCCUGCGCGGGCACCUGGGCGCUGCUGCUGGCCGCGCUCUUCCCGCUGGCGCGCACGGACCUCACCUACGAGGUGGACGCGCUGGGCAUCGUCACGUGCUUCGACGUGCUCAAGUGGACCAUGCUGCCCAGCGUGGCCAUGUGGGCCCUGUUCCUCUUCACCAUCUUCGUGCUCCUCUUCCUCAUCCCCUUCGUGGUCACCGUGGCCUGCUACACGGCCACCAUCACCAAGCUGCUGCGCACGGCCGACGGCGGCCACGACCAGGGCCAGCGGCGGCGCGCCGUGUGCCUGGCCGCCGUAGUGCUGCUGGCCUUCGUCACCUGCUUCGCGCCCAACAACUUCGUGCUGCUGGUCCACAUGGUCAGCCGGCUCUUCUUCGGCCGCAGCUACUACCACGUGUACAAGCUGACCCUCUGCCUCAGCUGCCUCAACAACUGCCUGGACCCCUUCGUCUACUACUUCGCCUCCCGCGAGUUCCAGCUGCGCCUGCGCCACUACCUGGGCUACGGCCGCCUGCCCAGCGACAGCCUGGACACGACGCGCAGGGACAGCCUCUUCUCCGCCAGGACGCUCUCGGCGCGCUCCAUGUCCGCCGGCCCCGGGGACGCGCUCGACGGCACCGGCCGGCCCGGCCUCAAGAGGCAGGAGAGCGUCUUCUGAGCCUGCGAGUGACCCUUGCAGGAGGUCCAGCGGGGACACGCACCCCCCACGGCCACCCUGGAGGUGUGCAGAGACCACCUGCUCCCUACGGGGGGAGCCACCAGGGGUCCCCAGGCCGCUGUGCCAUGGAGCCUUGACCCCCUGCGUCUUCCUGCUCAGGGAACCAAACCCCAGCGGUAGUGGACACUGCGUUGGCCGUUGGUCUGCAGAUGCGCAGGACGCCCGAGGAUGCCGGCCCUUGAAGGGUGUUCUUGGUUGGCCAAGGGGCUGCCCAGCCUGUCCCCAGCUGCAGAGGAGCAUUCAGCCAGCUCAGCACCCCCUCCCCCGACUCUGCAGGCCGACACCUCCUUGGGGACAUUGGGGAGGUGACCCUAGUCUGCAAUCCCGGGGUCCCCUCCCUGCACCGGGUCCCUCCGGCCGGCUGCGCGCGGCCAUCUGGGCGGGUUUCGUGUGUGGUCACGCCGGCCACACGGCGGUGCCGGCAAAGGGACCAGGUGACCCUGAGGAGCUACGGGGAUCCUUGGGGAUGACGUCCCCACACACACCCCCCUGCAGGAAGGAGCCGACUCCCGGGGCUUCCGAGAGGCUGCUCAGGGACCCUGUGGUCAAGUCACCGGCGGCGAAACCCAGACCGGUCAGGACCGAGCAGCGGAGACCACGGUGGCUUCACGGAGCAGCUUGCUCGGGGACUUGGAUCCUGCACAUUGUCACCGGGAGGUGCCUCCAGGGCUGGAGGCUUCUCAGCCACAGGCGGGCACCUGGCUGGACCCCGCAUGCCAUUUGGGGACCAGACACCAGUGAAUAGCGUCCUCCUCCAUUCAGGUCUGUGGGUACCUGGUGUGGGAACAGGGUCUCUGCAGAGGUGGUCAGUGGAGGGUCCUGAGAUGGGCUCCUCCUGGGUCAGGGGGCCUCAUGCAAUGGCCGUGUCCUCCCAAGAGACAGAGGAGGGGACACAGACCCAGAGGAGGAGCCCGUGGAGACGGAAGCAGAGACUGCAGUGAGGGGCCACCAGCCCAGGGCCACCUGGAGCCCAGGAGCUGGACAGGCAGGAGGAGCCCCCUGGAGCCCUGGAGGGGGCUCAGCCGGGGACCCUGGUCCAGCCUCUGUCCCCCAGGGACACAUCACCCCUUGGACACUGAAGGUUCCCAAAGCCACAUCCCUGACAGGCCACCAUCUCCAUCCUGUGACAGACCCCGCACCU
This is a messenger RNA of Marmota flaviventris (yellow-bellied marmot), 5373 nucleotides long. The record is from RefSeq and is a predicted model, not a curated record. NCBI's taxonomy places the organism in Eukaryota, Metazoa, Chordata, Mammalia, Rodentia, Sciuridae.